Corythoichthys intestinalis (scribbled pipefish) is the source of this 5353-nucleotide messenger RNA. It is a transcript of the gene acsl2, whose product is annotated as acyl-CoA synthetase long chain family member 2. Gene Ontology annotation, biological process: long-chain fatty acid metabolic process; positive regulation of long-chain fatty acid import across plasma membrane; long-chain fatty-acyl-CoA biosynthetic process. Gene Ontology annotation, cellular component: mitochondrion; membrane; endoplasmic reticulum. The transcript is spliced from 20 exons. Bases 105 to 2246 code for a protein of 713 amino acids. Gene Ontology annotation, molecular function: arachidonate-CoA ligase activity. NCBI's taxonomy places the organism in Eukaryota, Metazoa, Chordata, Actinopteri, Syngnathiformes, Syngnathidae. The record is from RefSeq and is a predicted model, not a curated record.
CGGGAAAUAGUUGCUGUUUAGCUUUGUAAGCAGAUUCCGAUGGAUGAACGGAAAGCACUUUUGCAGCGCAAAGCCAUCAAGCGCGGAGCUGGAGACUAACAGCGAUGCAUUUCCAGGAGUGGUUACAGACACUUCGAGCAAACGUGGGACUGAAAAUCUCCGAAUCAGAUCAGACAAGACUAGACUGGAGUCUACUGCCGUCCCUGCCUUCAUCGUUAUCCUUGUCCUCGCUCUCCCUGCUGGGUUUAGGAGCGUUUGCGUCCCUUACCGCAUACUGGCUGGUGACCCGUCCUCGCCCUAUGCGGCCUCCUUGUGACCUUCAGGCACAGUCUGUAGCUGUCAAUGGCGAUCCCAGCUGCCGUCGAUCGGCUCUGCUUCAAGAUGACUCGCUGCUGGAGUUCUACCACCCUGACACCAGGACGGCCUACGACAUGUUCCAGAGAGGCCUGAGGAUCGCAGGUGAUGCGCCAUGUCUUGGCUUCAGGAAGCCAGGCCAACCCUACCAGUGGAUAUCCUACACUGAUGUGGCUGAACAAGCACAGGCGCUAGGUUCUGGUCUCUUGGCUAAAGGCUGCAAGCCCAACCCCCAACAAUUUGUUGGGAUAUUUGCACAGAACAGACCUGAGUGGAUUAUUACAGAGCUGGCUUGCUACACUUACUCCAUGGCUCUGGUUCCUCUGUAUGAGACACUUGGGUUGGAGGCUAUGGUCCAUAUUCUCCACCUGGCUGAGAUCACCUUGGUAGUGUGCGACCGCGAGGAAAAGGCCACUUCCCUGUUGGACAACAAGGAGAAGGGUGUCACUCCCAAACUCUGCUGUCUGAUUUUGUUUGACCACAUCAGCGAGACUUUUGUGGAGAGGGCAAAGGCGUGCCAGGUGGAGGUUCUUAAACUGACAGAGCUCAUGGAUAUGGGAAGGCAGAACCUUAAAGAACCUGUGCCUCCCCAGCCUCAAGAUCUGGCCGUCGUUUGCUUCACCAGCGGAACCACAGGCAAGCCUAAGGGAGCCAUGAUCACCCACGGCAACAUCGCCUCGAACACUUCCUCCGUCAUUAAAAUCCUGGAGGGUUCCUUUGUCAUCCGACAAGAAGACGUUUCCAUCUCUUAUCUGCCGCUGGCUCACAUGUUUGAGAGGAUGAUUCAGGUGUCGAUGUUAUGCCACGGAGCUCGAGUAGGUUUCUACCAAGGAGACAUUUCCCUCCUGAUGGAUGACAUCAAAACCCUGAAGCCCACCUUCUUCCCUGUCGUGCCCCGUGUGCUGAACCGCAUUUACGACAAGAUCCUGGGCUCAGUCAAGUCUCCACUGAGGCGAGCUUUGCUUCACUACGCCGUGAGGAGGAAGCAAGCAGAGCUCAGCAGCGGCAUCGUACGCAACAACAGUCUUUGGGAUAAACUGGUGUUCAAUAGGAUUCAGGCUAACUUCGGAGGGAACCUGCGCUUCGCCCUGACCGCGUCGGCGCCCAUCUGCCCCAAGGUGCUCUCUUUCCUCAGAGCCACAAUGGGAUGUCUUAUUUUUGAAGGCUACGGACAAACAGAAUGCACGGCCGGAUGCACCUUCUCCAUGCCGGGGGAUUGGACCGCAGGACACGUUGGCGCUCCUUUGCCUUGUGCUACAGUCAAGCUAGUGGACAUCCCCGACAUGAACUACUAUGCAGAAAAUGGAGAGGGAGAGAUCUGUAUCCGUGGUCCCAGCGUGUUCCGAGGCUACUUGAAGGACCCCGAAAGGACAGCAGAGGCUUUGGACAGUGACGGCUGGCUGCACAGUGGAGAUGUGGGCCAAUGGCUUCCAAACGGGACACUACGCAUCAUUGACAGGAAGAAGCACAUCUUCAAACUGUCGCAAGGAGAGUACAUUGCUCCAGAAAAGAUAGAAAACGUAUACACGCACUGCGCUCCUGUGCUACAGGUCUUUGUGCAUGGAGAUAGUUUACAGUCUCAUCUGGUGGGCAUAGUCGUCCCCGAUCCGGAGGUGUUUGUGGCUUGGGCUAAGGAACGAGGAUUUGUGGACUCGUAUGAAGAAUUGUGUCAAAUUCCUGAUGUAAAAAAGGCAGUGUUGGAGGACAUGAGAGCAGUUGGGAAGGAGGCGGGGCUCAAAUCUUUUGAACAGGUGAGAGACCUCCACCUGCACCCAGAGACAUUCAGCGUGGCCAACGGCCUCCUCACGCCCACGCUGAAAAGUCGCCGCACCGACAUCCGCCGAUAUUUCCAGGAGCAGAUAGCCAGCAUGUACGGCAAAGAGGCCAUCUAAAAAAUUUGCAACGGUGACACCUGCAGUCCUAAAACAUCAGCGACCAAGUGCCUUUUGUGUCUUUUAAUUCACUACUUUACACGUUUCUUACACAUACUGACACUAAAUCAGGGUCUCUGCAGGUUUUGACAGGCCAUAUUUAAGACUUUUUAAGACCAAAUUGAAUACAGUUCAAGACCCAUUUCACAUCAAUACCAGCAAAAAAGCAUAAAAAAGUUGAAAAUGAGAGGGCAGCACAGGUAGUUCCAUUUUGUAGUCAGGUUUUGGCGUCCUCAAAAAUCAAAACACUGAAAAGCGAGACUGAAGUUCAUGCAUGUUCGUUAAGAUUUUUAAGACCUUACAAAAUUGUACAACCCCUAGCAAAAAGUAUGGAAUCACGGGUCUCGGACGAGCACUCAGACAUUUUAUUAUGUAAAACAAACUCGAAUGAAAAGCUUGAAAAAAUAAUGAAUUAGUUCAAAAGUGCAACUCCUUGGCAUUCAGAAACACUAAAAGACACAAAAAAACAUUGUGAUGGUCAGUAAAUAGUACUUUUAUAGACCAGGUGCAGGGAAAUAUAGAAUCACUCCAUUCUGAAGAAAAACAUAUGGAAUUACUCCAUUUAGAGUAGAACAUACAGACACACCCAGUCAAUUUCCUUCCCUUAAUUGGGCCCCUGCCUCAGAUUAGAUCUGCUCGUUAGCAGUUAAAAACAGUGCAGUUAUCACAUCUUUGAGGGCUGCUAGACCAAGUGGUUUCACAAGAAUCAUGACUUUGACAAGAGAGAUGUCUCUUGAAACAAGGUGAGGAUUAUCAAACUUUUUGAAGAAGGUAACGCUACACGUAUGAUUGCCAAAGAUGUGGGCUGUUGACAGUCAGCUGUACCAAAAAUCUGGACCAAGUACAAACAGCAUGGCAAGGUUGUUAAAGUUAAGCGUACUGGUAGACAUCCAAAUGUCAUGACAAACAACUAAAGGCCAUAUGUCUUGAAAACAGAAGAUGUACAACAAGACAAAUGAAGAAGAAAUGGGAGGAAGCUGGAGUCGAGGAAUGUGACGGAACUGUGCAAAAUCCCCUAAAGGAAAUGUAAUUUUCGUACAGGAAAGCUAAAAGGAAACCAUCAUGGACACUGGGGAGAUGGCUGUGGUUAAAUCGUCAAUAAGUACACAAGUUUACAUUGAAAUUUUAGACAGCUUUCUUAUUACUUCAAUUGAAAAUCAUUUUCCAAGAUGACGAUGCAUCGUGCCACAGAGCUGAACCUGUUAAAGCAUUCCUUGGAGAAAGACUCAUCCAGUCAAUGUCAUGGCCAGCAAAUAGCCCAGAUCUCAACCCUAAUGAAAACCUGUGGUGGAAAUUGUAAAAAAUGGUCCUCAGCAAGGCUCCGACCUGCUACGACAGGGGUCAGGAACCUAUGGCUCGGGAGCCAUAUCUGGCUCUUUUGACGAGUGCAUCUGGCUCUCCGCCAAACCGUAAUCUUAAACGUGGAACUGGCCGGCUCGCUUGACAUUAAUGAGCUGUGAUGAGCUUACGGCGCAUUCUCACAGUGAUCUUGGACACUUCAAACGUACAUUGCAAUUAUAUGCUUCAAUUCGUUGCCCAUUGGUGCUCGCGGAUUGCACGGAGAUUGGCAUUACGGAGCUUGCCUCACGCGUUAAGUCUCCGCUCAGCCAGCAGUGUGGCUAUAACGUAUAAUAUAGUCAAUAAAAAUGCAUAGAGGAAAAUUAAACCACGAAAGUGAACUAUGUGGUUCCGCAAGUCACACAGGCGUGUGAUCGGUUUCACUUUCAUGACUUUUUCGCCUGUCAAAUUGUUGCCAUUUCGAGGAGCGUGAGACUCACGAAACUGCUACCUUGAGAGACUCCACCUGUCUCGGCCACAAUGAUGCAUAUGUCCCCCUGUUUGUGGUUCCCACUUCCAGGAAAUAUACGUAAAGCCAAUCCAUGUUUCUAUUUGUUAUUUUCCAAGUGGUGAGUACGCAACUGAGAUUUUUAGCAAUCACAACUAGACGGCUAUAUAAUAUAUACACACACACACACACACUCUGUAUGGCUCUCGUGGAGUCACAUUUUAAAAUAUGUUAGGUGUCUUGGCUCUCUGUCAAAAAGGUUCCCGACCCCUGUGCUAGGAUGAUCUGGCAACUGCCAUCAAAGAGUUGGCACCAAAUUAAGGAAGAAUACUGUUUGAAACUCAUCAAGUCCAUGCCUCAGAGACUACAAGCUGUCAUAAAAGCCAGAGGUGGUGCCACUAAUUACUAGAGAUGUGUUUUGAUUGUUAUUUGUUUCUCAUGACUCCAUAUUUUUCCCUCAGAAUGGAGUGAUUCCUUAUAUAUUUCCCUGCACUUGCUCUAUAAAAGUAACAUUUACUGACCACCACCAUGUUUUUUUUUUUCUUUUAGUGUUUCUGAAUGCUAAAUAGUUGCACUUUUGAACUAAUUCUUUCAAGCUUUUUAUCGGAGUUUGUUCAGCUGGUGAUUCCAUACUUUUUGCUAGGGUUUGUAUUUAAGACCUGUUGCGAGUUUUUAGGAGGAUUGAAGACAUUUAAAAAAUGACCCCGUGAAUAUCCUGUUAAUGUGUACAUUGUGAUCUAAAGGGACCAAAAGAAUUGUUCUGCUGCUGGCGUUUCUUAGUAAAUCGCAAACUUCAUUGUUACUACCACGUUAUAUUACUUGAAGAUUCAUGGUGUCAUCCUUCAUUUGUUGUGCAUUUUUCCCACCUUGUUUGGUUUCACAAACCUAAUUAAGCAGCAGCUUUGUACUGUAUAUACUUUGCUUCUAAUAAGUGGAUACUACUGACUUUAGUUUGUCAAAAAGGAAAAUAAAAGAUUUCUCACCUGUCUUUAUUUUGAAAGGACAUCCGAGAGUUGAACUCAGAGCAAUUGAAGAUUUUAUUUUCUGCGUGUACAUUAAAAACUCCUGAACACAUUGGUAAACUAGACUGACAUCUAACCUGUAAAAAGAAUUUAAUAACUACUGCAAAGACAAAAGUAAUAUUAAAAAAUCAGGUCACAUUGAAAACAAUUUGCAAUACAACAAAAUUGGCACAUGAAGUUAAGAAAUAACAGAAUUAAGAUAGUGUUCAUGUUUUACUUUUCAAGGUAUUUCAGCAAAUGAAUAAUCACAAUGAAAAUAU